Peronospora matthiolae is the source of this 174-nucleotide messenger RNA. The record is from the annotation of a GenBank genome assembly. Lineage: Eukaryota; Oomycota; Peronosporomycetes; Peronosporales; Peronosporaceae.
AUGGACGCUGCCGCAACGCCGACUGCCCGCAUCAACAAGUUCCAAGGGACCAACUUCCACACAUGGAAGUUUACAAUGCAGAUGGUCCUGGAAGAGCGCGACCUGUGGGAGGUCACAUGUGGAGAAGUCAAGCUGGAGCACUGCACCAACGUGAUGGAUCAAUCGACAUUCUAG